AAUGUUAUAUUCGGAUUCGAACGUUCUGUAUACACAUGUUUGGAUCAAAAAUAUUUUGCGGGAUAUUUUUUCAAAAAAAAAAUGUGGAAUCGACGACGUUUAUUUCAAAGAAUCAUAACCAUAAGAUCAUCAUCGAUUGUUGAAAAAUGUCAGCAAUUAUCAUCUCAACCAAAUAGAAUCAUUUCGUUUGAUCAAUUAGAAUUACGAUCAACAUUUGAUAAACAGCAAAGAAUUAUACCGAAUGUUACAUACCUGAAUCGUAUCGAUCAUCAUCAUUAUGAUUCGAAUCUAAAUCUUUAUUGUUGUGGUCCAACUGUUUAUGAUCAUAGUCAUUUAGGUCAUGCAAUUACUUAUAUACGUUGUGAUUUAAUUAUAAAAAUGUUACAAGAAUUUUGUAAUGUAAAUAUUCAUUUUGCAAUGAAUAUUACUGAUAUUGAUGAUAAAAUUAUAAAAAAAUCACAAGAAACUAAUGUGGAUUAUCGACAAUUAUCCAAUGAAUAUUAUCAAUCAUUUUUACAAGAUAUGCAUUCAUUACGUAUUACGAAACCAGAUUAUUUGGGUAAAGUUUUAGAUAAUAUUCCAACAAUAAGUGAUUAUAUUCAUCGGAUUUAUGAUAAAGGUUUUGCAUAUAUAAAUUCUGAAACGGGUGAUUUAAAUUUUGAUUAUGAAAAUUUUCUAAGAAAAUAUUCAAUAAAAAAUAUACCAAAUUUUGGUAGUAAUCAAAUAACGGAAAAAUCUUUUGGUAAACGUUCACCAAAAGAUUUUGCAUUAUGGAAAUCAUCGACAACAGCAAAAUUAUCGAAUGAACCAUAUUGGUUAUUAAAAUUACCGAACGGUACAGAGAUAAAAGGACGACCUGGUUGGCAUGUUGAAUGUAGUGCAAUAUCUGAAUCAAUAUUUGGUAAAAAAAUUGAUCUACAUUUUGGUGGUCAAGAUUUAAUGUUUCCACAUCAUCAUUGUGAAUCAUGUUGUAGUCAUGUUUAUCAAUAUAAGCCAUCAAUAGAUGAAAAUUCACAAAAAUUAUAUUCAAAUGUUAAUGUUUGGCUGCAUUCUGGUCAUCUAAUAUUACGUUCAGAAAAAAUGAGUAAAUCAUUGGGUAAUGUUAUAUUGAUAAAAGAUUUUCUACAAAAAUAUUCCGCAAACAUACUGAGAUUACUUUGUAUACGAACACAUUAUCGUUCGGAAAUAGAUUUUGAUGAAAAACUUUUACUUGAAAUGUCGGCAUUUGAUGAAAAAUUAUUAGAAUUACAACGUCAAAUUGAAUGGGCAAUAUAUAAAUUAUCGACCACAACAUCAUUCGACAACAAUGAUCUAUCGAUGAUGAACGUAACUAUCGAUACAUCGACAAUCGAUAGUAGUGAACAACAACAACAACAAUUAUCAUUAGAUGAAUGGAUUAAUCAAAUUGAACAAUCAAUUUGGUCUGGUUUAUUGGAUGAUAUGGAUUUAAAUCGUUCAUUAGUGAAAAUAAUAUGUUUAGCAAAUCAAUUUUCUGGGAUUUUAUCAUCAUCAAUUUAUCCGGAUCAACCACAAUCGAAACAAAAAUUUUUAUUUAAUUUAAUAAGAUUAAGAAAAUUAUUACAACGUUGGUUUAUGGCAACAUCAUUAGAUUAUUAUGAUAGUUUUGAUCAAUCAUCAUCAUCGACGACGACGACUAUUUCGACUGAUCAAUUGGCCAUAGUUGAAUAUUUAACCGAAUUUCGUCAAAAUAUUCGUCAAUCAACAUUGUUGAUGAUGAAAAAUUUGAAAAAAUUUCAACAACAACAAUCCGAACAACAACAACAACCAGAACAACAACAACAACAACUUGAACAACAAAAAUUUGAAAUGAAUAAAAUUCUUGAACAAUGUGAUCAAACAAGAACAUUUUUAGAAAAACAUGGUUUUAAAUUAAAGGACCAGCGAUCAUCGCCAUAAUUCAAUGAUUAUCUAAUCUAAUCUGGAUCAUCAUUAUCGAUAAUUAGUGUACAUGGAUCGUAGCGAGAGC
Messenger RNA from Dermatophagoides pteronyssinus (European house dust mite), 1987 nucleotides. Its product is annotated as putative cysteine--tRNA ligase, mitochondrial. Gene Ontology annotation, cellular component: cytoplasm. Gene Ontology annotation, biological process: cysteinyl-tRNA aminoacylation. NCBI's taxonomy places the organism in Eukaryota, Metazoa, Arthropoda, Arachnida, Sarcoptiformes, Pyroglyphidae. The record is from RefSeq and is a predicted model, not a curated record. Gene Ontology annotation, molecular function: cysteine-tRNA ligase activity; ATP binding.